UGGGCGGCAGAGAGCAAGCUGCAGUCCAGCUCCCCACCGCCGCCAUGGUUCUCGCCGCCGCCUGCGUUCUCCUGCUCUCCCUGGCCGCCCUUGGCGCGUCCGGUCAGGGCCAGAUCCGGAUGGGUGCAGGUCCAGACCUGGGCGCACAGAUGCUGCACGAACUACAGGAGACAAAUGCGGCGCUGCGGGACGUGCGGGAGCUGCUGCGGCAGCAGGUCAAGGAGAUCACGUUCCUGAAAAACACGGUGAUGGAGUGUGAUGCGUGCGGGAUGCAGCCUGCGCAUACCCCCGGCCUGAGCGUGCGGCCCCUGCCCCAGUGUGCGCCCGGCUACUGCUUUCCCGGCGUGGCUUGCACCAUGACGCCGAUGGGCGCUCGCUGCGGAUCCUGCCCCGCGGGUUUCACAGGCAACGGGACGCACUGCGCGGACAUCAACGAGUGUAAUUCCCAUCCCUGCUUUCCCCGUGUCCGCUGCAUCAACACCAGCCCCGGCUUCCGCUGCGAGGCUUGCCCACCCGGGUACAGUGGCCCCCCACACGAGGGCGUGGGGCUGGCCUUCGCCAAGGCCAACAAGCAGGUUUGCACCGACAUUAACGAGUGUGAGACCGGAAAGCAUAACUGCGUUCCCAACUCUGUGUGCGUCAACACCAGGGGCUCCUUCCAGUGCGGCCCGUGCCAGCCCGGCUUCGUGGGAGACCAGGCGUCCGGCUGCCGUCCACGCGCACAGCGCUCCUGCCCGGAUGGCACACCAAGCUCGUGCCACGAGAAGGCCGACUGCGUCGUGGAACGCGAUGGCUCGCGGUCUUGUGUAUGUGCCAUCGGCUGGGCGGGCAACGGGCUCCUCUGCGGUCGCGACACCGACCUGGACAGCUUUCCCGAUGAGAAGCUGCGCUGCGCAGAGCGCCACUGCCGCAAGGACAACUGUGUGACGGUGCCCAACUCAGGGCAGGAGGACGUGGAUCGCGAUGGUAUAGGAGACGCCUGCGACCCUGAUGCUGACGGAGACGGGAUCCUAAACGAGGAGGACAACUGCCCGCUGGUGCGGAACCCAGACCAGCGCAAUUCGGACAACGACAAGUGGGGCGAUGCGUGCGACAACUGCCGGAACCAGAAGAACGACGACCAGAAGGACACAGACCGGGACGGUCGAGGCGACGCCUGCGACGACGACAUCGACGGUGACCUGAUCCGAAAUGCUGUGGACAACUGCCCCAGAGUGCCGAACUCAGACCAGAAGGACAGUGAUGGUGAUCGUGUAGGGGAUGUCUGUGACAACUGUCCCCAGAAGAGCAACCCAGACCAGGGGGAUGUGGACCACGACUUUGUAGGAGACGCUUGUGACAACGACCAAGACCAGGACGGGGAUGGACACCAGGACUCUCGGGACAACUGCCCCACAGUACCUAACAGCGCGCAGCAGGACUCAGACCGCGAUGGACAGGGUGACGACUGCGACGAGGAUGAUGACAACGAUGGAGUCCCAGACGAUCGGGACAACUGCCGCGUGGUGCCCAACCCUGGCCAGGAAGACUCGGACCGGGACGGUGUGGGCGACGCGUGCCAGGGCGACUUUGACGCGGACAAGGUGGUGGACAAGAUCGAUGUGUGUCCAGAGAACGCCGAGGUCACCCUCACCGACUUCCGUGCCUUCCAGACGGUCGUGCUGGACCCCGAAGGCGACGCGCAGAUAGACCCCAACUGGGUGGUGCUCAACCAGGGGAUGGAGAUCGUGCAGACGAUGAACAGCGAUCCUGGCCUGGCAGUGGGUUACACGGCCUUCAACGGCGUGGACUUCGAAGGAACGUUCCAUGUGAACACUGCCACCGAUGACGACUACGCCGGUUUCAUCUUUGGCUACCAGGACAGCUCAAGCUUCUAUGUGGUCAUGUGGAAGCAGAUGGAGCAGACGUACUGGCAGGCCAACCCUUUCCGCGCUGUGGCUGAACCUGGCAUCCAGCUCAAGGCUGUGAAGUCUUCUACGGGCCCUGGGGAGCACCUACGGAAUGCUCUGUGGCACACGGGGGACACAGCGUCACAGGUGAAGCUGUUGUGGAAGGACCCCCGCAACGUGGGCUGGAAGGACAAGACGUCCUACCGCUGGUUCCUGCAGCACCGGCCCCAAGUGGGCUACAUCAGAGUGCGGUUCUACGAGGGCCCUGAACUGGUGGCUGACAGCAACGUGGUCUUGGACACGACCAUGCGAGGUGGACGCCUGGGGGUUUUCUGCUUCUCCCAGGAGAACAUCAUCUGGGCCAACCUGCGUUACCGCUGCAAUGACACCAUCCCAGAGGACUAUGAGACCCAGCAGCUGCGGCAGGCCUAAGGACAGUGGGGACCUGCCACUAGAUGAUGACCAUGGGUGCAGCACCAAGGGCUGUCUAGCUUGGGGGAGAGGAAGGGGAUCAGGGUGUGAAAUAAAGCGUGUGUGUGGCGGG
Rhinolophus ferrumequinum (greater horseshoe bat) is the source of this 2433-nucleotide messenger RNA. It is a transcript of the gene COMP, whose product is annotated as cartilage oligomeric matrix protein. Gene Ontology annotation, molecular function: calcium ion binding. Lineage: Eukaryota; Metazoa; Chordata; Mammalia; Chiroptera; Rhinolophidae. The record is from RefSeq and is a predicted model, not a curated record. Bases 45 to 2321 code for a protein of 758 amino acids. Gene Ontology annotation, biological process: cell adhesion. Gene Ontology annotation, cellular component: extracellular region. The transcript is spliced from 19 exons.